ACGGGGAAGUAACCUUCCAAUAUUAAUGUCAUUAAGAGAUGCAAUUGUGCAUAUUUCCACUGGAAGUAAAUGAAUCAGUUUGAUAGAGGGCCAAACACGUAGCUCUCUCAUACGUUAAUUCAUUUAAAACAGGUUAAGAAGACUUUUGCUGAUUGUCCCUAUGUACAGAAAUGCAUCAUACUUGCACAGUGGUUCCAUUGUUGCUCUUCCUGUUAACAUUUUGGACAGCACAAGCUCAGGUGGAGUGGAUAGUAGAGAAUGGAGGAGUUGCAGCUUAUGGACAAAUGUUGACACUUCUUUGUAAAGUGACUAACUGUUGUAUUCAAGAUUCUGGAUGGGUACAAUGGAAUUAUGAUAGUAUAGACUUUAGAACCCUUAUAAUAGAUGUUACAGAUUUCCGGAAUGAGAAAUACUCAGGAAAGAAGAGACACGAUGGCUUCACCCUGGUCAUUUCAGAUCUUAACGAGACGGACCUGAAUCGAAACUAUUCAUGUACAUAUGGAGCUGAGGUUGGUGCAAUGAAACUAUUGCUUAAAGAAGAAGCUUUCAACCGCACUAAUAGUUCAGAUGAAGCCAAGGAAGGACUAAGUACAGGAGCAAUUGUCGGAAUAAGUCUAGCUGUAUUUGUAAUCAUGGUAAUAGCAACAAUAAUUGGAUGGGUCUUAUUGAGACACAGGAAUAUAUAUAAGCAAGCUUCCACAGAAGAAGUGAAAUUAACAGAAACUCCAAAAAGAGAUGAAAAAAUAGACUGGGCAACAGCUAGCGAUAUGGCAGCAUUGGUUGUCAAGGAAAUUGUUCCUGGUGCGAGCGUUACUAAGUGUAAAAAAUGGGCUGCUAGGUAUAGCGUAAUGUGCACAAUCGUAAUAGAAAACUGGACUAAAUACAUACUAGUAGAUCCUGAUUCACGCAUCAAUGGAGGGGAGAUACCGAGCCCACCAACAGUGGUGGGGCCUGGAAAAAAAGAAAUGUUCAUUACACACAAGAAAUGUACCGCAACAGGUACAUAUGGAACUGCUUCAUGGUUGAUUUCAUCUACUGAUCAAAGAGCAGUCAUCAUGUGGAGUUGCCCUUAUAAUUUUAAUCAUCAUAAGAAUCGUCUGGCCGUAGGACUGACUGAGAAAGGUACUACAAAACACAAAAAUUGGUUCGAUCAAAUGUACAAGAAGGAAAGCGGUUCCAAUUUGCAUUUUGUUAGGGAAGAAUAUGACAAUCAUACAAAAACCAUUUCCAACAAAGGUAACAACUUCGAAAUCACUGGUACCAUGGGAACAACUCACGUGACUGAGGCACACAUCAUAGUACGCCCACUAACGAAAAAUGGACUUGCAGACAAUUUAAAGAAAUGUGUAGAAAAAUCAAGCUCAGAUGUUGCUGAUUGACUUUAAAGCUUUUUUUCUGCGCUGGUGUUUUGUUGUUGCAUGAUUAGAGCGAAUUUUACAGCUAUGCCUUUUUUUAUACAAUUUCAUACUUUAUAUGAUGAACUAUUAUUAGAAGUGCUGACAUUCACAGACAUCAAUUCUAUUUUACGCAUAUUGAAAUAUCUCA
Messenger RNA from Mytilus californianus (California mussel), 1545 nucleotides. RefSeq lists its product as uncharacterized. The transcript has 8 exons. Bases 171 to 1379 code for a protein of 402 amino acids. The record is from RefSeq and is a predicted model, not a curated record. Lineage: Eukaryota; Metazoa; Mollusca; Bivalvia; Mytilida; Mytilidae.